Molecule: messenger RNA, 1005 nt
Organism: Anthostomella pinea
Lineage: Eukaryota; Fungi; Ascomycota; Sordariomycetes; Xylariales; Xylariaceae
Source: the annotation of a GenBank genome assembly
AUGGCGCCCGAAGACAUCAUGGUGCUGCUCGGCACAUUCUGGACGCAGGCGAGGCAUAUCCCUUGCCUCCCACAGACACGAGUAGCCUUCCACUGUGCCAUUCUCAUCGCAGGGAUUGGUGGAUUCCGACCCGGCGAGGUCAUGAAUCUAAAGUACCGCCAGGUCGCGUUCGAGCUUGUGCGGGAUCCGCGGGACCCUCUGAAGCAAAGGUUAGUCGCGACUAUCACUAUUCGGCACAAUAAGCAGUUAAAGACGACCAUCGAGCGAAGCCAGCAUAAGGCUUUCGUUCUGCGUUACUACCAUCCCUUGCAAGCCGAUCUGCCUGGUCAGCUACUGGCUCGGGCGAUCGCUGAUCAGGCCUUCAAAGCAGAUUUCAAAUCUCUCGCUGAUAUCCUGGAACGGCCUAACCUUGGCCAGGUAGAUUCCCUACCUUUAUCCUGGGCCGCUGGUAUGGAAGACAAGGGAAUUGUACCCAUCCAUUAUCCUACCUAUCUGGACCUCUGGCAUCGCACGCUACUUGUUGCUGGGCUGCGCGACGAUACACAACGUCCCUACUCGCUCCGUGUUGGCGCUGGAGGUCGAUUAUCUGGUAGUCUCGAGGAGCGGGUACGGAACUACGUGAUGGGCAACACGAAAGACGUAUUCCUCAAAAGCUACCAGCCACGGCGCGUCACCCGCGACUUGGUCGCGACAGCUUUUGGCAGAGGCAUGGCCGUAGAUGUCGCCGACCUCUUCAAGUCUCUGCGGCGCUCAUUUCUACAGCGCGACCCCGAUGCUCCCCUUUACCCUACGGAAGCAGAUAUCAAAGCGCUUAAGAGCCGCCAGGAUCUUACCGAUCUCCGUGCCGCGUAUCGCGAUGCCGUGGCACGCACUUCGUCCGAUGACAAGGAUGCUAAGUGCAUAGCGGGCAAGAUUGGAUGGAGCCGUCUCUUGAUUUGCCUCACAACCUAUGUCAUGCGUCCAGGUGCACACAUAACAAGGUGGCUGGGAUGGCAUGGGUCAUAA